UAAAGGAAAGAACCCAAGUUAUAAUUGUAAAGCAAAAUUGCAAGAAAGUAAAGAUGGAGACACAAGUGAUGACAGCAAAUCUUUAAUUUCAACAGACUCAUUCACUGAUUUAUCAGCGAAUAUAAGAGGAAAACUGUUAUUGGAAAUGGCAUUAGAGGGUCAUGAAGGUAAUGCACCGGAGGAAAAUGAGCGUAAAACACGGGAAUAUUUAGAGUCAUUUAAGCAAUUUGACAACUAUUUUGUGGAAACAAAAGUUUUCCGACACGUGAAAGAGUUACUACAAACAGAAGGCAUAGCUAUCAUGACUGGAUUUCCUGGAUGUGGAAAAACAAACACUGCAGUACACUUGAUGUUGGACAAGACUUACGAAUCAUGGACAAAACACAUGAUUCAUACCUGGAAAGAUAUGAGCUUUUUGAAAUCAGAUAAAAAUACUCUUGUUUUAAUCGAUAAUAUAUUUGAUGGGUACAUGUAUAGCCAGGAAUUAGAACGAUGGUGGGACGUUUUUUACAAUAUUUUUUAUGAAUCCAUUCAAAAAUCUGAAAAAGGUUUUGUUUCAAUAUCAGGAGGAAAAAUUAGAUUAUUAAUUACAGCAAAGGAAAAUAUCAUCGAAACAGCUUGCGCUUAUAUGAGCAAACCAUCCCCGAUUUUUAAAUCUAGCUGUAUUGUUAAUAUGAGAAAUAUGGAAUUAACAAAUCCAGAAAAAGAUGAAAUUUUUGAGAGGCAAAUGAAAUAUGCAGAGGAGGUAAAAGACAUUAAACCACCAGUUGAAGACAUGAAUAAAAAUAGUAAAUUUCGAGAGGAUAUCAGGCAAUCAAACGGACCAAUCGGAUAUCCACUUUGUGCACAUUUGUUCGCUUGUAAUGAAAAUUAUAGACCAAUGGGUAGUAAUUUUUUCUCUAAUCCCAUUACUUAUCUACAGACUGAAAUCUCGCACGAAAUCAGUAACGAUAGUUCACAAAGAACAAAGACUUUGUUUUUGAUUCUUUUUCUCAAUGAACUCAAAAAUCGAUCAACAAAUCGAGAUGAGCACGUCGGAUUAGUUGAAGAUGAAUGUAAGAAAUUCAUGAAAAACUUCUUAGACGAUGACCUUCAACAAUUACAACCACUUAAUUUUUCAAAAUUAAUAGACAUUGCAAUUCACUACAUGGGGACACUGUUGUCUGGCAUAGAAAAAUCAAACAUUUAUAGAUUUAAACAUAAUACUAUAUACGAAGCUGUAGGAGAUUACUUAUUAAGAGAGUACUUUGAAUAUAUAGUCAAAGUAUUCCCACUGGAUAUCCUAGAAACUCGUGAGUUUUCUAUGUGUGAAGAAACCCAAUGCGAUGCACUGGUGUCUCGUUUUAUAUCAGAAGUAAAUAAAGGAAAUGUUUCUAAAGUGUUUGCCUGCAAAGCACUUAAAUGCCACACAUAUGCAGAACGUUUUUGCAGAUAUCUAAGUGAACAAACAAAGUCCUUCCUUACUGCAUUUCUUGCAACGACAGAUCUACCGUCCGGAUUUCCUUUGCCACCUACUUUCUGGAUAAGCAAACAUGGACUAUCCAUACUAACCAUAUUGCUCUUUGAAAUGAUGAAAGAAAAAGAUAUUGACAUAAAUUUACAUACUUAUUUCAGUGUUUUUGGUGAACUUUGUGCAAAAGAGGAAAAUUUGCUAAAAAUGUCAAAAGAACAAAUUUGCGAAAAUAUGAAAAAUACCAAAGAUAUUGUACUCAAUUAUGAAAUGCAUGAUGGAAAUUCGAUAUUACAUCUAGUGGUGCAAUCUGAGUUAUCUGAUAUUCAGUCUGUUAACAGAGUCAAAAGAUUCAUCAAAGAUGCAAAUCAAAGGAAAAAACAUAUUAAUAUUCAUAAAGAAAACGAUAAUGGCGAAUUUCCUAUCAGUACAGCAGCAAAGCAUGAUAAACACAGUAGGAUUCUGACUUGUUUAGCUCUUAUUCAUGAUAGGAUAGAAAACCUUCAAGAAACUGAUAAUAAUGGAUUUUCUCCAAUCCACCACGCAGUGUCAACACUAACCACUAAUAAAUCUAUCAAUGCAUUAGAGCUAGAGGUAAUGGUUCGUUCGGCCAUUUUUAUGGUUUACUCCGUGGACCCAGACCUACCGAAUAAUAAAAAUCAAAAAGCACUAGACUUGUGCAAAGACAGUCCUUAUGAACAUGUAAGAGAGCUACUUUAUUGUAAAAUGACUGAUCAACAUGAAAUGUCAAACCUCAUUCAAGCAAGGAUUUCGAGAAUUAAAAUAGAGUAUGAAAUCAAGAAUAAUUUGCACAUAACAAAUCCGAGAAAGAUGAUUCGCAAAGAACUCAUGCAAGCCAUAAGAAACUCAAUAUCCAUUCUCUGUGACAAGGACCUUACAAAGCAACUUUAAUGGUGUUUUGACAAGUGGGGUAGUUGGUUGUUAUCGUUAAACUACUGAUAAUCAAAACAAAGUACAAACAAAGCUCCCUUUGGAAAAAGGUCAUUCUUCAAAAUCAUUUGUCAGUUUUAUAUUUUAUAAAAGUCACGACAAUGAAAAUUAGUUUGAAUUACCACACUCAUACUGGAUUACUUCAGAUCAAUAGCGUGUUCAACUGAGUCACGCUUCUACCAAGCCUCUUUCUUUAUACUUCGCUGAUUAUUAACAGAAUUUAAGAAGAAACUAAAGCCAGGAGUACUUGUACAUUC
Molecule: messenger RNA, 2658 nt
Organism: Saccostrea cuccullata (small rock oyster)
Lineage: Eukaryota; Metazoa; Mollusca; Bivalvia; Ostreida; Ostreidae
Exons: 6
Coding region: 146-2362 (738 amino acids)
Source: RefSeq, a predicted model, not a curated record